GAGACCAUGUACGAAGAGAUACAGAGGUUGAAACACGAACUUAAUGCAGCUAAUGCACAAAUAGCGCAGCUCGAAUCAACAAACCAGCACCUCCGUCACCAGCUAUCCCAACAAUCACCCCAAGCGAACAACCAGGACUUCCCUCCACUCUCGAACAACAAACAGCAAACAGAAGCACCUACAAACAGCCUUGCAAGUGACUGGGCACAUCCACUACGCGCCCACCCACGUCAACCCAUUGUUUCCCCCCAAAGGCAACAACGCUGGCUUGCAGCAGCCGCACGCAGCUUUCAACUUCCAUCGGAAACCCACGGCUUCCAAUAUAUCUAUGUCCCGUCGCGUGCCCGCCAACCAGCAGGACAAAUCAGAGCCAAUCUCCGUCGCUUUGGUGUUGACAACAGCCGAGUGCUCGACAUCCAAUAUCCGGCCCGACAACUGGUCGGAAUUCUAGUCCAUAACGACUAUGUACCAACGGUUAAAGAAAAACUACAGUCCAUCAACAUCAAAACAACUACCUUCGACCCCCUCGAUCCUAAGAACAUCCACGACCCAAAAUACAAAGAUGAAUCAAGCGACACAAAAGCCCAAAUAGCACUUGAACUACAGUAUCAACGAGCUUUACGCUCGCUACAGUACAUCCGAGAGCCCGUGAAAUACGCAGUAGCUCGAGCCUUCUACGACUGCGGCUAG
Zychaea mexicana is the source of this 690-nucleotide messenger RNA. RefSeq lists its product as uncharacterized. Lineage: Eukaryota; Fungi; Mucoromycota; Mucoromycetes; Mucorales; Lichtheimiaceae. The annotation marks the transcript as partial. The record is from RefSeq and is a predicted model, not a curated record. The transcript has a single exon.